This is a messenger RNA of Hibiscus syriacus, 1052 nucleotides long. RefSeq lists its product as uncharacterized. The transcript has a single exon. The record is from RefSeq and is a predicted model, not a curated record. Gene Ontology annotation, cellular component: chloroplast. NCBI's taxonomy places the organism in Eukaryota, Viridiplantae, Streptophyta, Magnoliopsida, Malvales, Malvaceae.
UGGACAUCUUUCAACUACCUCUUUUCAAAUCAUCAAUUCAUCACUCAGCCAAAGCGUCCUCACAUGGCUUCUAAUUUUCUCAAAUUCCAUCUUCAAACCUCUAAAAACCAGACCUUAUUCUCCCCCAAGAACCAAAAUAAUCAUUGCCAUCUAUAUUUCAUCAACCCAAAUGUCUCCCACAAGCACAAGUUCCCCUUCCCAUCAAUACAUGCAUCCCUUGUUUCCUCCACAACAGCACCCUCUUCCAGAGAACAUGCAAUCCUGCAAGCCAAAACAUGUAUUUCCACCUGCUUAAAGAAGCCUCUCAACAAUCCCAAGCUAGUAGGCAAGCUCAAGAAGCUAAAACAACCCCGGUUUCAAGUCGAAAUCCCACUCAUCGAUGACUCUCCAUCGUCUCUGCCUCAAUUAGCUCUCGACAUCUUCAAAGACAUGCCACUCAAAAGGAAAGGCUCAUUAGCCGAGAUUUUAGUUCUCUGGCCCGAUGCUCGUUUAAAAGAAGUUGGAAUCCAAGCUUUUGAAUCGUGUUAAUUGAGCCACAUUGAACAUAUUGACUUACCUUCAGUUAACCAAAGUAACAGAUUUUUGAGUCCUGCUGAUGUUUCUGUCUUUUUGGCUCCUGAGCCAUCUCAGCUUGCCCUUAUAAAAGCAAUAUCCAAUAGCUUUUAUCCGAAGCCAGUGGUGAUUUUCAAUCCUAAAUGGGGUUCUGAACAAGAGAGUGGCUUCGGUGAUCUGAAAGGAUUUGUGGGAUCUUUUGAAGUGAUUUAUUCAUUUAUGGGAUUAGAAGUUAAAGGUGUUUUGAGUAAAAGGAAAGGAAUGGUUUUCAAGUGUGUUAGAGAUGGAGUUCUGAGUGGGGAGCAAUGGGCAGUUCUUGUGGAAGAAGAUGGUGAAUUGAAUGUGGUUUCGAGGUUCAAAUCACGACCAAGCAUUGAGGAAGUUGAGAAUGUGUUGUAUAACUUGAUGGCUAUCAAUUCACCUAUUACCAAAUCUGCCAAGUUCUUGAGAGGUUUGGUCUCUAAUGUUACUGGAAAAAAAUAAGUUCACUUUAAAUUUUC